Pygocentrus nattereri (red-bellied piranha) is the source of this 3372-nucleotide messenger RNA. RefSeq names its product coiled-coil domain-containing protein 148. NCBI's taxonomy places the organism in Eukaryota, Metazoa, Chordata, Actinopteri, Characiformes, Serrasalmidae. The transcript has 16 exons. The record is from RefSeq and is a predicted model, not a curated record. The coding region runs from base 228 to 2042 and encodes 604 amino acids.
GGGAAAGAGACAGCAGUCUCCUUGGUUACAUUUUGUUACACGAAGUGUUUAUGUUCUUUUCAAUGGCGGCAGAAAGCAAAAUAAAAGCGGUGUUUUAUGGGUCUGAGAUACCUGCAUCAAUCAAGACACACCAAAUCACGGCUUGAAGAGGUGGCGUGCUAUUCAAAGCCAUUCAGUUGUUUUUAACCACCUGUCACACUUCCUUCGGAGGCAGAGGUUAGCGAGAGAUGAGUGGGAGAGAUCUGCGUGCAUUUCUAGCGGGUCAUCGGGCUGAGGACACAGAGAAGCUGACCCAGAGACUGAAGAAUGGACUGGGCCUCGCCAAAUACAAACCGGUUCAGUACGAGGAGCUUCAGGCCAUGGUGGAGGCCAAGAGACUCUCAUCUGAGCACAUUGAGUACAAGGUGAAGAAGACUCUGCGUGCAGCUCAGGAGAGGAAAGAGAGCAGCUUGCUGCGACAGCACAGACAGGUGUGGACUUCAGAGGCCUAUAGACUUGACAUAGCCAGAGAGAGAGCAGAGGCAGAUAUUAGGAGUUUUCUGAACAGAAGCAGGUUGGAGGUCCAGGAGAACGGAAAUGUUCCGAGUGAGCUACUAGAGUAUGAGCUGCAUUUGGAGCAGGAGCGUGAGGCCUUUCAAUUGGCCACAGUAGAUCCAGUGUACCAACUGAGAGAGGACCUUCUCUACAGAAUGACAUCAGGACCCCUAGCAGGCAAUCAGGAUGCAGAGUGGGAGCAAGUCCUCCAGCAGGUGGUAUUUGUGAAGGAACAGCAGCAGGGUCUGAUGGACAGGCUGGAAAAGGAGUGUUUUUCACUCCAACAAGAGCUUUCUGCUUCUGGACUUGAGGCCAGUCUGGACUCUGCAGCAGUGGAUGAGUGUGUAGCUGCUCUGGUGAGGGUGCCGCAAGAGGUCUUGACCGCAGACUGCCCUUACACUGACCUCAAACUGUCCCUCAUCACUGCCUUUCACUCGCUAUCAGACAAAUACACACAGCGUCUGGAGACAGUGCACAACAGGCUGCUGGGCAUGGACAGGAACUGUGGCUGGUGUGAAGAAGACCACCAGCGUUUCCUGCACACUGCAUGCCAGUAUUGUCCACAGCUGAGGAACCACAGAGGCCUUUGUAUGGACAUGCUUCACAGAGUUUUACCUCACAUCUCCACGGCAGAGCUGAGUGCUCACAGGCGGAGCUGGGACUGGUACAAGUUCAGUCAGGAGCGUGAGAGGCUGCUGUUGGAAUGCUGGAACAGGGACUGGACUGCGCUGCUGCUCCGUGCUCUGGAGGUGCUGGAGGAGGCCAGAGACAAGCAUAGAGAACAGCAGAACCUGCAGAAGCAGCGCACACAUCAACAACACAUUUGUGCUCAGCUUAGACAGAAGGUGCAGCAGUGGCAUGAGCAGCAGGAGGAAAUUGCUUGUCUGGAGGCAGCUAUAGCAGCACGGUGGGAGGAGGAGGAGAGAGAGAGACAGAGAGAGGAGCAAGAUAGAGAGUAUACCAAGAGAAGCAAACAGAAACAACAGGUGCGUGAGUUUCGUGAGGAACAGCAGAGGAGGACAGUGGAGUGGAGGAGGAGGGAGGAGGCGAGACUGACACAGCUCAGGGGAGAGAUGGAGGAGCAGGCCCAGAGAGAUAAAGAGAGAGUGCAGUUCAGGGAGAGGCUGCUGGAGCAGAAAAAACAGGAGCAGGAAGAUAAAGGCAGACUAAAACAGAGAGAGGAAGAGGACAGAGAGGAGAGACUGAAGAACCUACGUAAUCAGGUUGCUGUGGUAGCAGAAGCAGACCCAGAGAGGAUGAUGGGACAAACCGAAGCAUGGAGAACCCGUCUUGAGCCUGAGAAAGAAGAGUUUACACUGCAGAAACCCCUGUAUCACUUACACACAUAUACAGAUACACAGAUUGUGGCUGACCCCAGGGUGCGUAUAGAGCAAGCGCUCAGGACGGCUGGCCUCCACCACACGCCCUAUGCCAGAGCACUCCUCUCUGAGAUCCGGCCGCCAAAGCCUCCCCGAAGGGACACAGAGUCCACUGUCCUCAGGUCCUAACCCCACAGUUAAUGUUAAUGCAAGCCAAGGCCUUGAGACAGAUUUGUUAAUGUUUCACCUCCAGCCCAGGCACAAAACCAAAAAUAACAAAAUAAACCACGAUGCCCCAGACGUUUGCCCUCAAACAAGUACAGGAAGACAGCCAGAAAGAGAAAAGAUCAUUUCCCUCUAAAAUGCACUACCAUGUAUUGCUCUAGAAAAUUAAAUAUUAAUUUCAGAUGUGAAUUUUAUAUUGCCUACAUCCAUCAUGGAAGAGUGGGAGAUGUAAAUGUUUCCAUUACUGUUGAAGGGGCUUUUAAGAGCUCUGCUAUUUUGCCUCUGCUGGAGCCUUUAUUGCAUAGCUGAAAGACUGAAAUUUUGAAUAGAGACGCAUUAGAGAGUGUAGUGCAUGUAUUAAUGAUGUUACAGAAUAAAAACAAACAAAAACACAUACUGGCUGGCAACAUGCACUGGAAGAGAGUGGAUACAGGUUGGAUUUAAACUGUUGUGAGUUGUUUGGCACGUAAAGGUCCACUGCACAUUUAUGAUUAAAAGCAUGGCUCAUCUUCUGACCACCCAAGUUACGAAUGCAUGAUAUAUAGUUCUCAUACCAAACUAAUCCUUGCAGAUCUCUUUCCAAAGAAGAACAAGCUUGUUUUAACACUAUAUUUAUUCACAAAGCACAUUUACAUGCAUUUUGUUUCACACAUAACAGCAAAUAAAAAAUAGUUUAUAAAGCACAUUUGUUCUGCACAUUUAGAAUACAAUACAUACAUAACAAAUUCAUAAGCAAAGCAUGGAGUUUCAACGUCCAUCUGAGCAGCAUCUGUGUUAAAUAAUACAAAUACAGACAAAUGAAACUCUAUUUACACUGUACAGAAGUCAAAGCACAGCACUAGCAUAAGUUUAGCACAAGUUUGUUUCCAGGCUUUCUUAAGUGUUCUUAGAUUCUGAAUGAUGAUGCCCAUGUGUUUCUUAAAGAAGGAGAAGGUCUAAUGUAUCUAGGUCAGCGAUGUUGUAUUAUAGUCCCACAGCACUGCAUCGUUGAGAGCGGUGGGCACAAAACCUCCUCCGGAAGGUCUACUUUUAUGUAGGUUUCACCUCCAACCCAAAUCCAACAAACCUCAUUCAGCUAAUCAAAGACCUCUGGAGGCAAUGAUCACAUGGAUCAGUCUGCAGGAGCAGGGUUGGUGACCGCUGGUUUAGAGCUUAGAGCUCCACCUCAGCUGAUGCUGCUAUUCAGUUUUCAAGUUGAAUGGCGCAUGUUGGGGUUUGGGGAACUUGAGUAUGUGUAAAAAGCCAAAUUAGGCAUUCAUUAAACAUUUCUUGGUGAAAGAAUUAGGGCAGGGGU